AUGUCUGCCAAGCCGGAGCAGAAGGAGACCCACCAGGCCAACGGGGCUGGGCUUUUCCUGGCACCGGCUGGAGCUGGGGUGGAAGUGGUGGUGCUGGAGUCCCGUGCCAAUGCUAAAGGGGUGCGGGAAGAAGAUGCCCUGCUGGAAAAUGGCAGCCAGAGCAAUGAAAGCGAUGACACCAGCACGGACCGAGGUCCGGAGCCAGCCUCUCCCCUCAAGGAGACCUCCUUUUCCAUCGGGCUGCAAGUCCUCUUUCCAAAAUUUGGGACCGUUGCUGCUGGAAUGGUGCUGGACAUUGUGCAGCACUGGGAUGUCUUCAAGUACGUGACUGAGGUCUUCAUCUUGGUACCUGCAUUGCUGGGCCUGAAGGGGAACUUGGAGAUGACUCUGGCCUCUCGCCUGUCCACAGCUGCUAAUAUUGGCCAAAUGGAUACACCCAAAGAGCUCUGGAAGAUGAUAACAGGGAACAUGGCUCUGAUACAGGUUCAGGCCACCGUGGUUGGCUUCCUGGCCUCCAUCGCAGCCGUGGUGUUCGGAUGGAUCCCAGAUGGGCACUUCAGCAUUGACCACGCUGUCCUGCUGUGUGCCAGCAGCGUGGCUACUGCUUUCAUUGCUUCCCUUGUUCUGGGCAUGAUUAUGAUUGGGGUCAUCAUCGGAUCCAGGAAGAUGGGGAUCAACCCUGAUAACGUCGCCACGCCAAUUGCUGCCAGCCUGGGGGAUCUCAUCACCCUGGCUCUGCUUUCAGGGAUCAGCUGGGGCUUGUACAAGGAGCUGGAGAGCAAAGCCUACGUGAAUCCUUUGGUAUGCGCCUUCUUCAUCGCCCUGCUGCCCAUCUGGAUCAUCAUUGCCAAGAAGAAUGCAGCCACCCGGGAGGUGCUGUACUCCGGCUGGGAGCCCGUCAUCAUUGCAAUGGCUAUCAGCAGCGUUGGGGGUUUAAUUUUGGACAGGACGGUCUCGGAUCCAAACUUCGCUGGGAUGGCGGUUUUCACACCCGUUAUCAACGGUGUCGGUGGCAACCUGGUGGCAGUGCAGGCGAGUCGCAUCUCUACUUACCUGCACAUGAGUGGGAUGCCUGGAGAGAGCCCUGACACGGCCCCUCGCAAGUGCCCCAGCCCCUGCAGCACGUUCUUCAGCUCAGAUGUGAACUCUCGCUCUGCUCGUGUGCUCUUCCUUCUGGUGGUGCCUGGACACUUGGUUUUCCUUUACACCAUCAGCUCCAUGCAAGGAGGACACACUACGCUCACCCUCAUCUUCAUCGUCUUCUACAUGACGGCUGCACUUCUCCAGGUUCUUAUUCUCCUGUACAUUGCUGACUGGAUGGUGCACUGGAUGUGGGGCAGGGACCUCGAUCCUGACAACUUCUCCAUCCCAUACUUGACAGCGCUGGGGGACCUCAUUGGAACAGGGCUCCUGGCUCUCAGCUUUCACGUCCUCUGGCUCAUUGGUGACCGGGACUCCGAUGUGGGAGACUAGUUCCCCCCUUCCCCAGCUCUCCUCCUCCUCUCCUUUUGUUGUCGUCGUUCCUUUUCCUGCCCCUUUGCUCUUCUUUGCUUCCUCCCCCCAACCCUUGUCUCUCUUGAGACUUCAUCUUUGAUACUGGAUUCUCAUUAUUUUCAAUGGGAAUUUUAUGUGGUUUAUAUUUCAAGCCAAGUUUGUACAGAAAAUAAAUCUAGUUUUAGGAAGGACAAAAAACCCAAGUGUAACGAGACAAUCACCAAGUGCAAUUUCAUCUUAGUUAUGUCUGAACCAAGGUUACAGGGAAGCU
Nestor notabilis (Kea) is the source of this 1765-nucleotide messenger RNA. It is a transcript of the gene SLC41A1, whose product is annotated as solute carrier family 41 (magnesium transporter), member 1. Lineage: Eukaryota; Metazoa; Chordata; Aves; Psittaciformes; Psittacidae. Gene Ontology annotation, molecular function: monoatomic cation transmembrane transporter activity. Gene Ontology annotation, cellular component: plasma membrane. The transcript has 11 exons. The record is from RefSeq and is a predicted model, not a curated record. The coding region runs from base 1 to 1473 and encodes 490 amino acids. Gene Ontology annotation, biological process: monoatomic cation transport.